AUGGAAUCUACCUCACCAGACGGUCAAAAAAUGAAAUCCAGGAAAUGCCUGACGGAAGAACGGAGAGCACAAGCGUUCAAAACGACGACGGAGAGUAUCAAACAGGAGUUGAUCCAAAAAGGAUACGGAAAAAGAGAAGAUCUCACAUCACAGCCUGCCGUCCUCAUGCGCGUGGCUGAGAUCCUUAGCGGGGACGAUCUGAAGGCCAAGUUUCCAGUGCAACCUCGUCGGAAAUGUAAUGGUGGAAAGAUGCCAAGAGAAGAAGAGAAAUUGGCAAAAGCGGCAAGAGAGCAAAUUAGAAGAAAUAAGAAGAACCAUGCUAUCCACUCUUUGAGAGAAUUUAUCAAUCGAAAAGAACUUGGAGAUGGAUCUAGUAUGGAGCAGCUCGACGUGGUGGAGAUCAUUUUGGAACAUAUCAAAACUCUUCCAAUCAAUGAGAAAGUUGACGCCCAGUUAGAAAAUGUGGAGGAAGAUCAUCUCUCGACGACCACAUCUCCAGGAUUUCCAACACAUGUUCCGACUCCGCCAAUCGCAAAUCUGGAUACAGUGCAACCACCAGUUCACACUCCAGGACUUCCAAACAUACUUCAAAAUGGACUCCCUCUCCAACCAAUGCCCAUGUUCAACUUCUUACUGCCACCAACUCCGUUUCGAAUGAUGCCAGUGAUGAUGAAUCCCGCGGCUAUUCAAUUCAAGCUGCAGUAUCAAAAGAUCCUCCAAAACAUGAAUCAGAAUACGGAAAACAAUGAAGAGGAGGAGGAGUCAUCUUCAGCUGCCAUUGCUCAACCAGCUGACGAUUCUGACGAAAGUGAGGAAGAAGAUGUGGAUCUUCUCAACUGA
Molecule: messenger RNA, 840 nt
Organism: Caenorhabditis remanei
Lineage: Eukaryota; Metazoa; Nematoda; Chromadorea; Rhabditida; Rhabditidae
Exons: 2
Coding region: 1-840 (279 amino acids)
Molecular function (GO): protein dimerization activity
Source: RefSeq, a predicted model, not a curated record